AUGCCGGAAGAAACAUAUAAGGAGCGAGAUGAGUUGAUUAAGUGGGUUAAGGGUCAAGCUGAAAAGUUACAUUUUACGGUUGUAAUUGUAAGAUCGGACCAAGGAUUGGUAAGUGGGAAGCCAAGUUUUGUGUUGGGUUGUGAACGGGGAGGUGCGUACAGACCAUCGAACAACAAGGCAAAGAAAAAGGUAUCAAUCGAAGAGAGGGGAUCGAGGAAAAUUGGUUGUCCGUUUAGACUCCGUGGUUAUUUGCCGAAAUCAAAGGAGUGGAAUCUUACAAUUGUGUCCGGCAUUCACAACCAUGUGUUGGAUAAAGCUUUGCAAGGUCACCUAGUUGCGGGGCGUUUGAAACCCGAAGAGAAUGAGAUGGUUGUCGAAAUGUCCGGAAAUCUAAUCCCACCUAGAAACAUCAUGUCUACAUUGAAAAAGAGAAAUCCAGAUAGUGUGACAAGCAUCAAGCAAUUGUACAAUGCCAAGCAUAGAUUGAAACUUGCAGCUCGGGGGCCAAGGAGUGAAAUGCAACAACUUUUGAAAUGUCUGGAGGAAAACAACUAUUAUUUCAAAGUUAGAACAGUUGGUGAGUCUGAUACUAUUCAAGACCUGUUUCUUGCACAUCGUAAGUCUAUCCAAUUGUUCAAUACUUUUAACGAUGUUUUGCUUAUGGAUUCCACAUAUAAAACCAACCGGUACAAAAUGCCAUUGUUUGAGAUUGUCGGCUGCACAUCGACUAAUAAGACAUUUGGACUUGAUUUUGCUUUUCUAAGUAAUGAAAAACAUGACAAUUUUGUUUGGGCUCUACAACAAGUGCAAAUGCUUUUAGUGGACGAAAACAGUGCGUCGAAGGUUAUUGUGACUGACCGGGAUGCCGCAUUGAUGAGUGUUAUUCCCGAUGUAUUUCCAAAUGCAACACCGCUAGUUUGUCGUUUUCAUAUUAAGAAAAAUGUGUCAGCUAGGUGCAGCGCGCUUUGUAAAAUCAAACAUGGUGAGGAGGAGAAGCAGGGGGAGGUUGUUAGAAACAUAAUGUCUCAUUUUUACGAAGUGUUGAAUUCUCCAACCGAGGAAGCAUAUGCUGAAGCGGUCCUAAAGUUUAGAACCGUAUGCGAAAGGUGGCCUAGAUUUUAUAACUAUGUCAAAAACACGGUUCUAGACACUGAUGAAAAGAAAGUUGUGAGCGCGUGGACAAACCGUGUAAUGCAUUUUGGGAAUACUACAACAAACAGAGCUGAGUCAUCACAUGCUGUGCUAAAAAAAUACUUGUUAGAUCCAAAUGGUGAUUUUGUCAAGGUUUGGGGAGCAGUACAUGAUAUGUUGGUUAACCAACACACUGAGAUUCAAGCAACUUUUGGGAUCAGUUUGUCGUUACAAGAGCAUAGAUAUAAUGGGAAGCCGAUGUACAAUUUAGUGGUUUAUAAGGUUUCAAGACAUGCAUUGGGUUACAUUCAUGAAGAAGCCAAGAGGGUUGAGGAAGUUGGCAUGGAUAGCAAAAAGUGUGGUUGUGUGUUACAACGCACCCAUGGAUUGCCGUGUGCUUGUGUGCUUGCUAAAAAGAUUUGCCACAACCGACCUAUUAGGCUGGAUGAGAUUAACAACCAUUGGAAGAAGUUGGUUUUCAAUGACCGGAAGGACGUUGAACAACAAGUUGAUGACUAUUCUUGCUUGGCGGAGUGGAACGCUAUUCAGGAACGUUUGAGAACAGUCGAUGUCCCCAUGAAAGCACAAAUUAGAGAACAGCUGCGACAGAUUGCAUUCCCACACUCUACGUCGUUGAAACCUCCGGUUGUGGUUGGAAAGAAUAAAGGUGUAAAAAGAAAGGGUGCUUGCGGGGAAAGUUCGACGACCCGGUCUCCUUCCUAUUGGGAGCAUGUGGAGGUGCAAUUUCCGCCUAGCCAAUCAUCACAAGCAACACCAUCGUCUUCUAAACAAAAGGGUGCACGUACCGGUAAAGUUAAUCCAAUCGAAGAUUUGCAUCGACAUAUUCCAUUUCUUGAUGCAACGCCAUUGUUCAUGCAUUCGCAUAUUGAGGAUAUAGUUGAUGUCGAUGGUGAUGGCUUCUGCGGAUUUCGUGUUAUUGCUUUGGAUACUCGCAACAAUCAAGCUGAUUAUGAGCUAAUUAGACUAAACUUGCAAAAGGAGCUAGGUAAGCACAAGGACGAAUAUUUGACGAUAUUUGGUUCUAUGGAGCGUUAUCAAUAUAUAUAUGACGCUUUCUUUCCACCAACGAGAAGGUCUAGUCGGCGCAUGGCACCUAGAGAAAAGUGGUUAACGUUUCCAGACAUGGGCCACAUCAUUGCCUCCUACUUCAACAAGGUAGUAGUGUUGUUGACUAAGAAUGAAAGGUCUGGAGCUAGUGAAACUUUUUUUCCAUUGCGAGGCACUCCUCCAAAAGACCCGGAUUCUAAGAUUUUAUGUAUCGGAGGGGUUCCAGAUCAUUUUGUCUAUGUUAAGUUGAAGCAACAUUGUCCAUUACCUCCGACUUGUAAGACGUGGACUAAAUAUUGUACGCAGGAAGCUUCUUCGUGGCAGACUAGUUUCGUGGAUAGACAAGCAGAUUUCGUGGGUACACAUGAUCAGAAAAUUCUGACUUAUAUUAUAACCAAGUUAUGUUAUAUAACUUAA
Messenger RNA from Trifolium pratense (red clover), 2616 nucleotides. RefSeq names its product PKS-NRPS hybrid synthetase cheA-like. Lineage: Eukaryota; Viridiplantae; Streptophyta; Magnoliopsida; Fabales; Fabaceae. Gene Ontology annotation, molecular function: DNA-binding transcription factor activity, RNA polymerase II-specific. The record is from RefSeq and is a predicted model, not a curated record. Bases 1 to 2616 code for a protein of 871 amino acids. The transcript is spliced from 2 exons.